This is a messenger RNA of Coccinella septempunctata (seven-spotted ladybird), 743 nucleotides long. Its product is annotated as protein takeout-like. The coding region runs from base 6 to 743 and encodes 245 amino acids. The transcript has 6 exons. The record is from RefSeq and is a predicted model, not a curated record. Lineage: Eukaryota; Metazoa; Arthropoda; Insecta; Coleoptera; Coccinellidae.
AAAUAAUGAAUCGGUUUUCAUCAUUCAUGUAUUUUUUGAUGGUGUGCUGCAUUUCAAUCGACAGUUUGCAUUUACCCCAGUAUAUAAAAACAUGUAAGGUCAGAAACGCCGACUUUAAAAAAUGUGCAAUUAAAAAUGGUAAUGACAUCAUUAAAACUAUCAUUAAAGGUGAUAGAAAGUACAAUAUUCCACCUGCAAAUCCUCUGCGAUUUCCAUUAGCUACAGUAGUGAGUGACAGUGUAAAUCUAAAUUCAACCAACAUAAGUAUUCAUGGACUAAUGGACAUCGAUAUUACUGAUGUAGAUGUCAAUUUAAGCAACAAUACAAUUUUGUUCGAGGCACAUAUACCUAUGUUGACCAUUGAGUUCCGUUACAGAAUAAGCGGAAAAAUAUCAGCUUUCACAAUACAGGGUGAAGGACCUGGUACUGUGAAGAUCUAUGAUGGUUUUUAUAGAACUGGUUUCGGUUUUAACGUGACCGACAGAAAUGGAAAACGUUAUAUGAAUUUGGGCAACGAGAGUUUCCAUUUCGAUGCCAAAAAUAUGACUUUCAAAUUUGGCAAUUUAUUCAACGGUGAUGAAAAACUUGAGUACCAGAUGACGAAUUACCUAAAUCAGAACUGGAGGGAUGUAGUGUCUGCCUUGGGACCGUCACUCGAAAAAAUAGGAAUAUUUCUUGGAAAACUGAUUGUUGGCACCAUAUUGCAAAAGGUUCCAGUGGAUGAAAUAUUUCCGGAUUUCUGA